GUUACUUCUAUUUCACUGAGAAUUCCUUAACAAAGUCAGUAAUUAAAUACUUUCCCCAUUCUUUUAAUCUAAUGAUCUCUUUAUGUAGAUUUGUGUAACUUUCUUUUUAGAGUGUAUAAUUUGGUAAUGAAACUAUUAUUUUACUAUGCCUUGAGUGUGUCCAAAUGAAGGGUUGUUGUUUAACAUAUGUGGGGGGUUCUUAUCAGUAUCAUUAGCCAAAACGUUUAUUGAUUGUGGCUCUUUCGUUUGAUAAACAGGUGUCUAUGGCUUCAAACAGUCUGUUCAGCAGCACCAGCCCGAUGCUAUACUGGGAUCCUAUAGUGAAGCAGCGACAGCCAACACGAUCACCCAGCAACCAUCAGCUGGAUGACCAGGAGGUGAUGCCCUUCCACCAACGCAGCACAGGGCCUCCCAGAGGCUUGGUGCAGACUGACAGCCCAAAUUUCCUCUGCAGCAGCCUGCCAACACACUGGAGGUGUAACAAGACCCUGCCAAGAGCUUUUACUGUGGUUGCCCUGGACGGUGAUGUGCCAGACGGUGUGGUUGUGACAGUGAUGGCUGGCAACGACGACAACAGCAGCGCAGAGCUACGCAAUGCCACAACCACCAUCAAGCAAGGCUACGCCCACUUCAAUGACCUUCGCUUCAUAGGUCGCAGUGGGAGAGGCAAGAGUUUCACCCUGUCUAUAAAUGUGCUGACAUCGCCCCCUCAGGUCGCCACCCUACACAGAGCCAUCAAGGUCACUGUAGAUGGACCGAGGCUGCCGAGACGACAAAGGCAUAAGGAUGUAAAUUUGGGAGUGUUCAGGCCUCCAGGCAGCAUCAGCUGCAGCACUGCAUCAUCAGACGGUCGAUCUUUUUCCUCCUCUCUGUGGACCAAUGAGCCGUCGUUUCGGGGCCAGGUGGCCCCUCUCAGUUCAUCCUUCACCCCAAGUCCCAGAAUGCACCACCUACCUGCCCUGUCCUACUCCACCCAGCCUCCUCCAUACAGCUCCUACCUGUCCUCCCCUCCCCCUCCGCUGAGCCACAGUGGUCCGUUCCAGCCGGGCAGCCUCUACUACGGCCCCAGCCAACCGGUCCAAACCACCGGGGAGGACCGCAGCAUCAUCACAACGCUGAAUUAUAUUGAAGGGACGUGUCUUUCUAUUAGAGGGGAGGAACCUGUCUGGAGACCUUACUGAGAACUAUACCUUAAAAUAGAACAUUUUACUACAUUGGGUCAAUUGGAUUCCUGUGAAAAGUAAAAAUUGCCUUCUUACAUUAUGAUACAGCUGUUGAAAUUCACUGUAUCUCACCUUCCAGCAAUUCUUUUAGAUUCAAUUCAGUUUUGAAAGUAGUGUCUGUUUCAAUACAUUCUAUGUAGUGACACCAGGGAGCAUAUUGUUUUGCAUCUACUUUUACUCAUUGU
This is a messenger RNA of Monopterus albus (swamp eel), 1408 nucleotides long. RefSeq names its product RUNX family transcription factor 2a (gene runx2a). Gene Ontology annotation, cellular component: nucleus. Gene Ontology annotation, molecular function: RNA polymerase II cis-regulatory region sequence-specific DNA binding; ATP binding; DNA-binding transcription factor activity, RNA polymerase II-specific. The coding region runs from base 264 to 1181 and encodes 305 amino acids. Gene Ontology annotation, biological process: chondrocyte differentiation; ossification; hemopoiesis. NCBI's taxonomy places the organism in Eukaryota, Metazoa, Chordata, Actinopteri, Synbranchiformes, Synbranchidae. The record is from RefSeq and is a predicted model, not a curated record. The transcript is spliced from 6 exons.